Molecule: messenger RNA, 743 nt
Organism: Solenopsis invicta (red fire ant)
Lineage: Eukaryota; Metazoa; Arthropoda; Insecta; Hymenoptera; Formicidae
Product: probable salivary secreted peptide
Exons: 1
Coding region: 116-520 (134 amino acids)
Source: RefSeq, a predicted model, not a curated record
AAACAAGCGAUAAGCGAUUAUUGCUCGUAUUUAAGCGUCGAUCACGCUGACAGACAUUAAGUAGCAGUUUUCCUGUAGCGAGUAGCAACACGAUUUUCAAGUGAAAUAAGUCAAGAUGUCGGCAUACAAGUAUAUAAUCACUUUGGCUGUUCUAAUUGCCGCUGUAUUGAUGGUCAGCACCGUACCAUCCGCUAAUGGAACUAUCGCUUCAUAUGCUCCAGUCAACAAAUCACACAAUCUAAUCAUCGGCAGAAGGAUGCCGGGUGAUAGGGUCGUCCUCAGACAAAACAUUUUCAAGAAAGCUCAAUGGAUGAAGGUUCAGGUUGUCGAGAAGAGUUUUAAUGUCUCGAAAUGGGAACGUAUCACACUGGUUCAAGCAUUGGACCAGCAGUUGAAUGGAACCGGCGCGUACCCUAGUGUUGUACGAGGUGGACCCGGAUACAACAACGUUACCUUAAAAUUCAAGAGUCAAAGGGGUUACGCCAUUAACUUCGUCGUUCAGCUUUUUGCACGACCUUAAUCAACUACAGUGGGAGCAACUGGUCCUCUGACUGGAGGAUUUCUGAAUGUGAUUAGGAUGGAGAAAAGUAGACAAAAAUUUUAAGAGCUAUGUUCUGAGCUAUUUAUUAUUAAACCAUGGCCAUUAUCGUUAAAAGAAGACUGUCAUCGAGUAUUUUUGUUAUUCACUUUAGCUCUUUGAUGUCUUGAAUGUAUUACUAAUAAAUUAAUAUAUAAUUGACAUA